Monomorium pharaonis (pharaoh ant) is the source of this 4899-nucleotide messenger RNA. RefSeq names its product G2/mitotic-specific cyclin-B3 (gene CycB3). Bases 1001 to 2470 code for a protein of 489 amino acids. Gene Ontology annotation, biological process: mitotic cell cycle phase transition; regulation of cyclin-dependent protein serine/threonine kinase activity. NCBI's taxonomy places the organism in Eukaryota, Metazoa, Arthropoda, Insecta, Hymenoptera, Formicidae. Gene Ontology annotation, cellular component: cyclin-dependent protein kinase holoenzyme complex; cytoplasm; centrosome. The transcript is spliced from 8 exons. Gene Ontology annotation, molecular function: cyclin-dependent protein serine/threonine kinase regulator activity. The record is from RefSeq and is a predicted model, not a curated record.
CAUCUCAGCGUCAUUCACGAACGGCACAUUCACAAAUGAAACACACAGUCCAACAACGUGCCCUUGCGCGAAGGAAACUAAAGAAAACCCAAUGAACUUUGCACUAGGAGAACUCCACAGCUGCGGCGCGGAGGAUUGGCCUGGCGGUGGGUGAUGCCAGCCAAUCACCGCGCGACAAACGGCCGUAACCGUGCGUUUGAACCAACGUCAACUCUCGCCAAAACUCAGUCAAACCACACGGCGAGACGAGAGGAGGACGUGGGCAGCGACCGCUAGACGCGUGAGAGAUCGAAACGCGACAUUGCACAGCCGUAUUAGCGCACGACGCGUGGCAUGUGAGAACAUUGUGAGAAUAAAACGACCUUUCGCCUGCUCGCUCACACAAGCGCACGAGGAACCCGUAGAAUCACGUAGGUAAAGCGCGCACGUUAACAUGUUCCAAAUACGUGUCCUCUACCGGCGUCGCGGGGGAUGCACCUCUCGCUCCAGAGCGGCGCGACUCCACCAUGUUUCGGCCGCACGUAAUUUCGAAUAAAUAUUUCGCCGGUGACCUUCGUGCUUCCUCUCCCGUGGCACCCGCGAGGGCAGCUUUCGAUGAUCUCGUUGCGAUCGUUUCCCAUUCGCAACCGAGCGCAACGGACCCGGAGUCGCGGAGUCUCGCUCCUGCCUGUUCCCGCGUCUUUUUCCUCUGCUCUGGGCGCAUCGUUCGCGAGAACCGAAAAAAAACUUUCGUAUAGAUCUUGAGAUUCAUCACUGAAUGUCACGCGAAUUCCUACGUCGGCGGAAAGCGGGAUAGUGCCACUUCAUUUCGGCGACGACUCCGGCGAUCUUUUUGGUACGGGGUGCACGGGAGACGCGUGUGUCCGAGGUGUCGAGAUCGCUACGAGACGCGAGUUUCUGUGUACGAGCCGAGGGUCACACGUUAACCUUCGAUCGUGCUCAAAAGCAUCUCGAAAUAAUUAGAUAAGAAAUUGAAGCACCAAUUCAUCAGAUCUGCAAAAUGGCACCUCCAAAGGUAUUACUUGGACAAAACAGACAAAACAGCACUGCAACCUUGAGAAAAGGAAUAACAACCAGAAGUCAAAAUUCUUUAUUGAACAAUGUUUUAAAACCAUCUAAUACUGGCAGAGAAACUCGCACCAAACGAAAAGCAGAAGUUUCACCAUUGAAGGAAAAAACGCAUAAAAGAUGUGCUUUUGCAAACAUCACCAAUGCCAUUACUACAUCAUUAGGAGGACAAAAUCAUGCAACAAAAAAAGCGAUUAUUCAGCCCAAACCAAUUGAAAGUAAUAUUGUUUUAGAAAAAUCUGCAGAUAUUACAUCAAAAGGGGUAUCGACGAAAAUAAAACCGGUGCCUCGUGUUAAGCCUAUCAUCAAAAAAGAUGAUAAAACAGAAAUUGUCAAUAAAGUUGUAAAUAAUAGACGAAGUGUAGAUUUAGAAAAAUCAGAGGAUAAUUCAUUAUACGUCAGUGCCUUGGAAGAUGUUAAUGAUAGCAUGAAAAGGACUCGCAGGAGCAAUAAUAAGGUCGACGAAAAAACUAACGAGAAUCAAAUAGAGACAACUGACAAAAGAGAAUUUACACUUCCCGCGCAUGAGAAUAAAGUUACCGCCGCAACUUUGGUAAAGGCUAUACCUGUAACACAAUUGCCUGAAGGUGUCCAGUGGGAUUUUGAUGGCGAGAAUUGGUUAGAUCCAUAUCAAGUGUCGCAUUAUGUGAUGGAUAUCUUCGAAUAUCUGAAGGAGCGAGAACACCUAUUCCCUAUCGGCGAUUACAUGGACCGACAAAUAUGUCUUUCGCAAUGGAUGAGAGCGCUAUUAGUAGACUGGAUGGUCGAAGUUCAGGAGUCAUUCGAAUUGAAUCACGAAACUCUGUAUCUAGCUGUAAAACUGGUUGAUUUAUAUCUAACAAAGAUGACUGUCGGAAAAGAAACUUUACAACUGCUCGGCGCUGCAAGUCUUUUCAUAGCAAGCAAAUUUGACGAAAGAAUACCACCAAUGGUAGAAGAUUUUUUGUAUAUAUGUGACGGUGCUUACACACAAAGGGAGCUAAUCAAAAUGGAAAUUAAUAUUUUAAAAGUAGUCAAUUUUGAUCUGGGAAUACCUCUUUCUUACAGAUUUCUUCGGCGCUAUGCUAGGUGUGCUAAGGUGUCUAUGCCCACGUUAACUCUGGCUCGGUACAUAUUGGAGCAUUCACUGAUGGAUUAUACAAUGAUCAGAUUUAGCGAUAGCAAAAUAGCAGCAGCGGCGUUACUAUUAGCGUUGCUAAUGAAGGACUUGGGAGGAUGGACACCAACAUUAGAAUAUUAUAGUAGUUAUAAACUUGACGACAUAAGAGAUAUUUGCAACCUUUUGAACAAUAGUCUACAUAAAGAGCAUAAAGAAACAUUAAAGACUGUCUACAGCAAAUACAGCCACAAGAUUUUCUUUGAAGUAGCAAAGCUGCCCCUAAAGGACACUUUAAACAUUUAAAUAGAAUAAAAAUAUAAUUAAAAGUAACUGAAAUAAUUUGUAAGUCAAAGGAAUAUCUCAAAUUCAGUAUAAGUACAAACAGAUUGAACCAUUUUGAUAACACGGAAUUAGGAGUUAAGACUAGUCGUAUCAAUUGUUGGAUAGUUUGAAUGUUAAGUGAAUAUUAAGAUAUGAUCGUUAGCAUAGUGAAUAGUGAACGUUGCUCUCCAAAUUGUAUAAUGUGUGAAAAAGCGUAAAAAAAUCUCGAAUGCAUAUCGAAAACUUUUACCGCGAAACUGAUUUUUUUACGGGUACAUACUACAUAGCGUAUAUAUUGACUUAUUAUCUUUAUUAUUAUUAUAUUAUCUUUAUUAUUAUUAUAUCAUUAUUUAUAUAAAUAUAUAUGUGACGCGGUAAUAUCUAUAUAACUUUACAGUCUUUACUAUUUGUAUAAGUCAUUUUUAUUCAUUCUUUGUCUUUUUUUAUUAAAAAUUUAUUUUAGCGCCACGCUUUUAUACCAUGCGAAAUGAAUUCUCAACCUAAGAUUUGAUGUCGAGUUUUUCUACAAUACGCGAAAAUAGACUGAAAAGUAAUGCACGUAUGGUCCAAUUAACUCUUGAACAAAAUAUGUAUAUUUUUAAAUAAUUUAAAGAUAAAAUAAAAUUUAUUUUUUUAUUUUAAUCGCAUUGUACAAUUUAAUAAAUUCCCAAUGGAAAAUUCUUUUGAUGACAUGUCCGUUUAUUUAGUUUCGCCAUUCAUGAAAGAAUAUGAAAAAAUACAAAUUACAUAAUGUAAGCCCUAAAUUGAAUGUUUUACGACUGUUGCUCUGUUGCGACAUUCAUACGUACGUAAUUUUGAAGCAAUCAAAUUCACACAUUUAUAUUGUUUAUCAUGCAUCGAGCAACAAUAUCUUAAUCAAUUUUUUAACAAUGACUGAAUUUUAUACUGCACAUAUUAGAUCUAAUUAGUGUAAAACCUGAUUUUAUUUUGACGAUUGUUCAAAAAUCAUUGACCAGAGUUAAUUUUUAUAAAGAUAACAUUUGUUAAGAAGACAACACUGUCCCUAUCUCAUUUCUCAGGGUAGUUGACCGUAUGCGUUGCUUUUCAGACUGUCUUUUCAUGAUUAACUUCAAUCUUUCGAUGACUUUCGUGACUGACGAUAUUUUUGAAUUAUACUAUCAAUCGCUAAUUGAUAAUGCGAAUACGAUUACGCUCAAGCGAAAACUGUGCCAGCUCUCACCGUCAUAUAAAGAAUGUGGCGCAUUGUUACAUAUCAUUGUUGUAUUUACAGUUAGGCUUCCUUAUUUCUUCUUCAUUAGGAUCAAGCUAGCUUUUCUCGUCUUUCCCCUCCAGUCUCCACAUAUUCAAGUAUUAAGUAGUUGUUAGGUUUAAUCAUUAGAAUAUGAUUGGAAGCUGAAGAGUGGGAAGAACACGGAGAAACUAACUCAAUCCGCGUAAGGAAAUACAGCGGAAGCUAAACUGUACAUAGACUAAAGCUUACAUUGUUGAAGAACUCGGAAAAUUUGUUACAGUCAUGAGUGAGAAAAAAUAUUCAUCACAGACAAUUAGAUGACAAAAAAAUUCAAUAUUAGGAAUAUAAUAUCCUACUUCUGAUACGUGGAGAAUAUCUACCUUAGAGAGUAUAAUAUCUCCUGUGUACAUUUUUAGCAACGUAAGAAUUCCUUUUUUUUUAUUAUAUUCUCCUUCAUUGAAACUCGUAUUUGUGAGUGGCAAAUGUUUUGUCAUUUUGCUGUCAAAUGUAAAUUUAUGCAAAGUAUAUUGAAAAAAUUUUUGGGCAAUUAUAUUAAUUUAUUAUAAAGUUAUACUUAGAAAUCGCUACUUUAAAAAUUAAAGAAAAAAUUGGCUUAUAUACUCUUGUAUCCUACUGAAACGAAGAGAAAUUAUAAAUUUGAAAGAGUCGCAAUUUAUAAAUUCGACGUUUCGAAACCUAAUAGUAUGACAUAUCUUUCUUAUCUAGACGAAAAUAUUCAGGUGAACAUCAAUAGGAAAUGAAAAAAUCUCAUCUGUGAUAUCAAUACUUGCUUGUAAUUCACAGAACUAAAACGAUAAAUGCGUGUGUGGUGCACUUUUUCUUUCUAAAUGCAUCUAAGGAUGCUUCUAAAUGCAUCUAAAGGAUGGUUAUUAAAUCCUUUAACGUGAAAAAUAAUUAUAAGUUCAUAAUUUCGACGUUUUAUUUUGGAUAUAAUUUUGCAUCUCAAAUGGACAACAAACGUAUAAGUAAAAUUUAUAUACAUAUACUGUACAUAUAUACGAUUAAUCGUAGAUUUUCAUCUAUACAUAUAUGUGCGCGAUCGUAAGAUUUCUAAAUUAGGCUAGUAUGUAUAUAGUUAUUUUUCUACUAUUUUAAUAAAAUAUGUUGAUUAUAUCGAAAAAAAUGUGUGCAUGUGCAUUAAAAAUAGGAUGUAAUAAAAUUGUAAGAAUACUUAUUA